UUCACCGACCUUUCAAAUUUCAGAGUAGAAGAAAACAAUGGUGUCUUUUCGCUUCCCCUCCUCGUUUUCUCAGCCCCCGAAGCGCACUCCCACCCACUCAUUCUCCGCCACAUCACGCCCUUUCUAUGCCGCCGCCGCCGCCGUCACCGUAGCUUCCGGGGUGGCCGUAGUCGCCGGGGUCGCUGCUGCCUCCCACAGCUCCACACAGCCAUUUCUCCAGAACGCACUCAAUUCCUUCUUUGCUAAUCGCUCUCUGCCGCUUUGGGGAUCACUUUCUCUGACCGACGCACCGAGCUCCGUCGUCGAUUCCAAGACCGGUGCUUCGUUUCCUUCCGUUCUUGCGGAGUCUCGGCGGCUUCUGGGAAUUGGGUUGCGGAGAAAAAGAGUGAUGGGCUUGAAAAACAUCGAUGUCUAUUCAUUUGGUGUUUAUGCUGAUGAUAAUGACAUAAAGAAUUUGCUUGGCGAGAAAUAUGGGAAAUUGUCCAUUUUGGAACUCAAUGACAUGGAGUAUAGUGAUGAUCUGCUGGAAGCUGAUAUAUGUAUGACAGUUAGGCUUCAAAUAGUUUACGGCAGAUUGAGCAUUGGUUCUGUACGUAGUGCUUUUGAGGAGUCUGUGGGUAGCAGACUACAGAAGUUUGGAGGAUCCGACAACAAAGAAUUGCUCAAAAGGUUCACGUCCCAAUUCAAAGACGAAUAUAAAAUACCUAAGGGAUCUAUAAUAGAUCUCUCAAGGGAACGGGGCUAUGUACUUCGCACAACAAUUGACGGAAAGGAGGUGGGAAGCAUAGAGAGCAAGCUCCUGUGCCGAUCGCUUCUGGAUUUGUAUAUAGGCGAGGAGCCAUUUGAUAAACAAGCCAAAGAAGAUGUGAAGCUCAAUGUGGCCUCUCUCCUUCAGAAGUAGAUGGGAGACAUCCAAAUGAGUCAGAUUUUGUGUACUUUUUUCCAUUUCAUGCUUAAUCAUAUUCAAUAAAAACAUCGUUCGCAAGAACAAAAUUCAAUCUUCAUGAGAAAACAAAUCCAAAAUUUACAUUUACAGUC
Molecule: messenger RNA, 1038 nt
Organism: Pyrus x bretschneideri (Chinese white pear)
Lineage: Eukaryota; Viridiplantae; Streptophyta; Magnoliopsida; Rosales; Rosaceae
Product: fatty-acid-binding protein 1
Exons: 4
Coding region: 38-901 (287 amino acids)
Molecular function (GO): intramolecular lyase activity
Source: RefSeq, a predicted model, not a curated record